GAGAUCUUUGGCUUCCCUCUGCUUGCACUCCACAAAAUUUACUAUAAAGUAAGCACUGCUAUUGCAAAUUGUGAUAGUGAGUCUUGAGAGUUGUCACUACUGUUGUUUUAAUGGCUGCCUCUCUCUCCUACUUGGGAUUCUUUUUUCUCCUUUGCCUUUUGGGUUCAACCAAUGCUCAAGAUUUCUGUGUAGCAGACUUGAAUGCUGCUCUCACUCCUUCUGGUUACCCAUGCAGGAAGGUCUCUAGUUUAACUUCACAGGAUUUUGCCUACGCUGGUCUGGUCAAUGCAGGUAAUGUGAGCAAUGCCAUUAAUGCUGCUGUAACACCUGCAUUCACACCACAGUUUCCAGCAGUGAAUGGAUUGGAUGUGUCUAUAUUAAGACUGGACCUGGCCCCUAAUGGUGUCAUCCCUCUGCACACCCAUCCAGGGGCUUCAGAAAUCCUAGUAGUCAUCGAAGGAGUCAUUUGUGCAGGAUUUGUAGGCACAGACCAAUCUGUAUACAUCAAUACCCUCACCAAGGGGGAUAUAAUGGUGUUUCCUAGAGGGUUGCUUCAUUUUCAGAUCAAUGCGGGGAAAUCUAAUGCCCUUGCCUUUGCAUCUUUUGGUAGUCCUCUACCUGGUUUGCAGAUUACCUCAUUUGCUCUCUUUGCCAGUAGUCUUCCAGCUGAGAUUAUAGAGAAGACUACUUUCCUGUCAGAUGCUGAGGUCAAGCGCCUUAAGGCCUUCUUAGGAGGAAAGUAAUGAGUUUCACUGGAUAUGGAACUCAUAAGCCAAAUAAAUUCUUCUUGGUAGAUCUUUGUGUGUUCUUCUUCUUCUUGUAAUAUGUUCUCUUUCUCUAUUGAAUUGAGUUGCAAAUCUUAUUUAAGAUA
Molecule: messenger RNA, 871 nt
Organism: Cryptomeria japonica (Japanese cedar)
Lineage: Eukaryota; Viridiplantae; Streptophyta; Pinopsida; Cupressales; Cupressaceae
Product: germin-like protein 1
Exons: 2
Coding region: 111-743 (210 amino acids)
Cellular component (GO): cell wall
Molecular function (GO): manganese ion binding
Source: RefSeq, a predicted model, not a curated record